AUGUCACAUAAAUCAAGACAAAUUCAACAACAUCACAAUGAUUCAGAUCAAGAACAUGAAAUUGAAGAUUUAUCAGAUGAUAGCGUAAUCAAUUUCUAUAUGACUUCAUCACAAGUUUGCAAUCAAGCAAUCAAGGAAGUGAUUGCACUUUGUCAAGAAGGUAAAUCGAUUAUUGACAUUUGUGUAGCUGGUGAUGCUUUUAUCGAAUCUGCAUGCGCCAAGUUGUUCACAAAGCGUAAGAAUUUGGAAAAGGGUAUUGCUUUCCCAACCUGUGUCUCUAUCAAUGAUUGCGUUGGUCACUUUUCACCACUCCGUAGUGAAGCCCCAACUCUUCUCAAAAAGGGUGACAUUGUAAAGGUUGACCUCGGUGUUCAAUUUGACGGUUACGUCGCCAUGGGAGCCCACACUAUUAUUGUUGGUGGAGGUGAUGCCGGUCAACCACUUACUGGUCGUACCGCCGACGCUAUCUGCGCCGCUCACUUUGCCAUGGAAGCUGCCAUCCGUCUCGUCAAGGAAGGCAACAAGAGCUCCGAUGUCACCAAGGCCAUCACCAAGAUUGCCGACGCCUACCACGUCACUCCAGUGGCCGGUAUUCUCUCGCACGAUCUCAAGCGUUGGAGUUUGGACGGUGAAAAGAUCAUCUUUUCCAAGGCCCCAACCGGUCACCAACGUGCCGACGAACACCAAUUUGAAACCAACGAAGUAUACUGUAUCGAUAUUGUCAUGUCGACCGGUGACGGCAAGUCCAAGGACAAGGGUUCACGUACCACUGUCUUUAAGCGUGACACUAACCAAAACUACCAACUCAAGAUGAAGGCCUCCAAGGAUCUCUUGCACGACAUUAACCUCCGUUACCCAGCCCUCCCAUUCACCCUCCGUGCCUUUACCGACGAAACCAAGACUCGUCUCGGUCUCGGUGAACUCACCAGCCACGGUCUCGUCAACAGUUUCCCAGUCCUCUAUGAAGCCGCCGGUAAUGCCGUCGUCCAAUUCAAGGCUACCAUCCUCCUCCUUCCAUCUGGUAACGUAAAGAUCACCUGUAAUGAUCUCCCACUUCCAUUUGUCAGUUCUACCUAUUCCGUCGAUGAAGAAUCAAAGGCUAUCCUUGCUCUUCCUUUAAAGAAUGAAAAGAAAAAAUCAUCUGAUAAAAUGGAUACCAAUUAA
Molecule: messenger RNA, 1164 nt
Organism: Cavenderia fasciculata
Lineage: Eukaryota; Evosea; Eumycetozoa; Acytosteliales; Cavenderiaceae
Gene: prlA
Product: proliferation associated protein
Exons: 1
Coding region: 1-1164 (387 amino acids)
Source: RefSeq, a predicted model, not a curated record